AUGGAUCCGACUUUGAAAUUCAGUAAGGAUGAUGGCCUGCUCUUUGAAAAUCCAGAGAGGUAUAGACGUUUGGUUGGAAAGCUUAUCUAUCUGACUGUAACCCGACCAGAUCUAACCCUUGCUCUUGGAGUGGUUAGUCAAUUCAUGCAGAAUCCAAGACAAGAUCACUGGGAGGCUUUUUGUCCUAUCUUGAGGUAUCUCAAGAAAACUCCAGGAAAAGGAUUGUUCUUUAAAAGAAAAGAUCCAAUUCUUUCACACGGAAGGAGACAGCUCUCUCUUAUUGGCUUAGCCUUUCGAGUUGAAGGUACGUCGUUAGGCUCAUUCUGCUCUCAUUCCUGGUCAAUGUCAAAUUCUUCCUAA
This is a messenger RNA of Capsicum annuum, 360 nucleotides long. Lineage: Eukaryota; Viridiplantae; Streptophyta; Magnoliopsida; Solanales; Solanaceae. The record is from the annotation of a RefSeq genome assembly.